AUGGUUUCAAAAACCAAGCGAGCUGCUACUGCAGCAGCAAGAAGGGCGGCUGCACGCAUGCGUUCGGCCGCGGAAAGUGCCUCUCACGCUUCAGCAGCAGGUACGUCCGUUGCAUCUGCAGCGAGUACUGCGAGUCGUAAUCAAGACGAGUCUGAGAUGGAGAUCAUCUAUUCUGGCGAGUCGGAUGAUGUAUCGGACUCGAAGGCGACUCCUCACGCCUCCAGGUCACCCGGGGUGGACACUGCAAAAGCCAGGUUGAUUGGCUCUGGUCAGCGUGGCAGUAUCAUGGACUAG
This is a messenger RNA of Peronospora matthiolae, 294 nucleotides long. Lineage: Eukaryota; Oomycota; Peronosporomycetes; Peronosporales; Peronosporaceae. The record is from the annotation of a GenBank genome assembly.